Trichoderma harzianum CBS 226.95 is the source of this 680-nucleotide messenger RNA. RefSeq lists its product as hypothetical. NCBI's taxonomy places the organism in Eukaryota, Fungi, Ascomycota, Sordariomycetes, Hypocreales, Hypocreaceae. Bases 119 to 544 code for a protein of 141 amino acids. Gene Ontology annotation, molecular function: carbon-sulfur lyase activity. The transcript has a single exon. The record is from RefSeq and is a predicted model, not a curated record.
AAGAAAACAAGCAAAGUUAUAUAUUUAUCCUUUAAAGAAUCGUACCCCCUGUACUAGACUUUUCUCACCAGCUUUUCAUUUUCGCGUAUUUACCGAUAACCAUUUGGAAAAAAAAAGAAUGCCUCAAUCUUCCUGUUUAUGCGGCAAAAAUCGCAUCGAAUUUAACGCGGAGCCUGUUCUCAAAUUCAUGUGUCACUGCACAGAUGAACGCAAGCUAACCGGUGCCGCUUUCGCACUCAAUAUCCUUUACCCCUCGAAUACACUCCAGGUCAUCUCCGGCAAGCUCCAGACAUUUACCAAAGUCGCCGACUCCGGCAAUGAGAUUACGAGCUAUAGUUGCGCAAGUUGUGGUGGGUUGCUGUACCGGACCAGCACCGGGUAUCCUGGCACCAUGGUGAUCAAGGCUGGACUUAUUGAUGGAUCGGAUGAAAGCGAAGCGUUUAAACCCGAGGUAGAGCUCUUUACCAACAGCCGCCUGACUUGGCUUCGUCCGGUGGAGGGUGCAAAGCAGGAGCCCAGGGAUUUCGGGUCUUCGGAACUGUGACGUGCGCAUGUCAGUUAGUUUAUACGCAAUGUCUUACUCAAUAUACAAGAACUGGGUGUGAUCCAGAGUAAAAAAGCGCUAGGCACAGAUAAACACGUUAGUACAUUGAAUACAUCCUAGCUUCAAGAUGUUUGGC